Molecule: messenger RNA, 818 nt
Organism: Solanum stenotomum
Lineage: Eukaryota; Viridiplantae; Streptophyta; Magnoliopsida; Solanales; Solanaceae
Exons: 2
Coding region: 41-718 (225 amino acids)
Molecular function (GO): nucleic acid binding; zinc ion binding
Source: RefSeq, a predicted model, not a curated record
UGUACAAGGAAAUUCUAGUAUUUCUACUUAUUUCACCAAGAUGAAAAGUUUCUGGGAUGAGCUUGAUGCUCUUAACACUUUUUCAGCUUGUUCUUGUGAUUGUGUAUGUGGUGCUAAAGAAAAAAUUGUCAAAGCUCAUCAGGAUGAAAGGCUACUUCAAUUUCUCAUGGGUCUUAAUGACACCUUCAUUGGGGUUAGAAGUAACAUUUUAUUGUCUUUCCCUCUUCCUACCAUUGGUCAAGCUUACUCUCUAGUAGUUCAAGAUGAAAAACAGAGAGAAAUACAUGAUGUUCCUAAUUACCCAACAGAGUCUGCCUCCUUUCUUGUUGGAAAUUCAGGAACUAGGAGGUUUGAUGAAUAUAAACCUAAGCCAGGGAACUUUUCUAAGAAAAACAAUCUCAUUUGUAACUAUUGCAAGAAGAUAGGUCACAUUAUUGAACAGUGCUAUAAGCUUCAUGGAUUCCCUGAUGAUUUUAAGUUCACCAAGAAUAAAAAAUACCAAAAAGGUCAUGUUGCUAACAAUGUUUUUAGUUCAUCUGAGGUUAACAGUCAUGGUGUGGAAGGUUCUACAGAUCAAACUUCACUCAGUCAGGAGAAUGUUGCUCAACUCUUGCAACUAUUACAGAAAAUGAACCAUCAAACUAGCAAUACUAGUGAUGGAUCUGCUAACAUCACUUGUGCAGGGCCCUUCAUUGAAGAGCCCUCUGGAGGUUGGUAAGGAACAAGGGGGUCUAUAUAUUUUCGAGUCUCCUCAACCAGCUGUUACUAAGAGUCUUUCUGAUCUCAGACAUGGUGAUCAAGAUGAUCUUCUCACAAAG